UGUGUCUCUGUGCACUUAAGUAAUAUGUGCAGUUUUUAAAGGAGCCCCAAGGUGAGGAUGUGGCUCCAUGAAAACAACCUCAUCAGAAUUCAGCCACCCUUCCUCCCCCAUUCUUCUCCUGCCAUCUUAGGCUUUGUGUGCCCUUUGGUUUUUUCACUGAUCCUUGUUUGGUUCAUCAAGAGCUUGGGUUCUGGAGUCACACAGCUCUGGACUUGAUUCCUUAGCUUGCACAAGAUUCUAGGUUUGGGGUGUGAGGGUGAUCUGGCUGCAUAUGUCACCCCCUUAAAUAACCAGAGUUGAUUUAGUGGAUAUGACUGAAGAGGCAGAUAUCCCUUUUUUCUUCACUGCCUUGUGUGUCCAUUCUGGUUGGAUAUAGAGGUGAAAAAAGGCCUUGAACAUACAGAUAAGCACUGUGUGAGAAACUGGAAAAGUUAAACACACAUCUAUCUUACCUCUUCCUGGAAUGCCAGGAAUGAUGUAGUUUUACAUCCUGAUGAUUAUUUGCUGUCUGAUGAGACAUGCUGCCCAUAUCUUAGAGAACUUUGGUUUUUACUUACCCCAGACCUUUUCCUCUAAAUCUUGAGUGUUGCUUUUAGGCCAUAAAGCCCAUGCUUAUGAGUGAUGUCACUUGUGCUUUACCACAGCCUAAGUACUUCUUUGUUAUUUUAGGGCCAGGCCAAUCCUGACUCCCACGGGUGUUGUUUGCCCCAGUCAUUCUCCCUAGACCCUGAUCCUGAGCAUUGUGUCUGAGUGAACAGAAACCGUCUCACAGGUUCCUGAAGGCUUCAAGAGAAACCAGAUUUAGGGAAGGCUCGAUGGCCCUUGGUGAAGAUGAGGCUGAGGCAGAAGCAUCUGUCAACACAAAGGUCCCACCUUGUAGCAGGUGGAAUUCUGGGGAACUGCUGUCCCCAGGACUAGAACCAGAGCAGCCCCCACAUCUGGAAGUCGAGGGAGGGCCACUGUGGAGGGCUGAGGCCAACCCUGGCUGCAUCUCUGGAGUUUUUUUAUCACAGGUCCACCCUGCCAGUAGAGAACCUGUAGCAGACAGGUCUAAGCCUACCCUCAACAGCCCACUGCCUUCUGCCAGCGUGGGGACUGAAGAGCGUUUACCCUCUAUGGAAAGCCAAAUGGAGGAAAACAGGCUUCCUGCCUCCCAGGAGCUAAUUCAGACUGUUAAAGUCCUUGGAACUAUAACUGUUUGCUCAGGACAUGAUGCUGACAGUGAAGUUGACCAGUCUGCAGUUGAUUCAUCUCAGGUGCUAGGCCUUAGCCAGCAGCCUCAUAUCUCAGGUCUCCCUCUUCUAGCACAGUGGAAGUGCACAGGGAACCCCGUUGCUCCUCAGCUCUCUAGCAGAAGCAUCUCUGCCUCUUCAGUGGGCAGUAGUCUCCAGGAUCACCAGGAGAAGGCAGAGCCUCAGAGUGGCUCCUUUGCUAACACGUCCUCUCAGGAGUUGACUGUACCACAGGCAGCCCCUUCCGUGAUGGAGAUAGGGCCUCAGCUCCAGUGGUCAUCACAGCCUGUAGCCUCUGGCAGUGAUGUUGCAGGCCUGGGUAAGAGACAACUCUCCUUUCAAGCAGAGUACUGGGCCUGUGUACUGCCAGAUUCUCUGCCUCCUUCCCCUAACCGCCAGUCCCCACUCUGGAACCCGAAUAAGGAGUAUGAAGAUCUACUUGACUAUACUUACCCACUGAGGCCUGGGCCUCAGCUCCCAAAGCAACUUGCAAGUCAUGUGCAGACUGACCCUGUGAUGCAAGACUCAGGUGUAGAUCUGGACAGUUUCUCUGUCUCCCCAGCAAGUACUCUCAAGUCACUCACUAAUGUCUCCCACAGUUGCUCAUCAGCAGAAGUGCCUGCUCUGCCAUUUUCUGGAGCCAGAGAGCCAUGUCUUAAGCGCUGUCCCUUGGGAGUAUCCCAGAAACAGGGUGGCAUAAGCUUGGCAUCCUGGAACCAGCUUGCAUCGACUCCUAGAGCCCCAGGGACUGAGGAUGCUUCUUGGGGGAACAGAGAAGCAGCCAUGAGGGGCACAAAGGACUGUCCACCAGUAGGCAAGAACCUCAGUGUUGGCUCUCCUCAGCUGAGGACAAAGGAGAGAGAGCAGUCCUUUCCCACACUGGCGAGGGAGAAGAAAGCCAGCCAGAACACUGGGCAUCCCACCUAUGUGAAGCCUGGAUGGACAGCAGAAGAGGAGAUGGAAAGUGAUGAUGAGUACCUUGCUCUGCCCACAAGACUGACUCAGGUUUCUAGUUUGGUAUCCUACUUAGGUGCCAUUCCGACAUUUGUGAACCUACCCACUGGGGCUGCUGAGGAGCACAGUUCAUUGGAAGUCUCAGACAGUGAUAGACCAGCUUCCCCUACAGUGGAUUCCAGCCAAACACAGCAUCCUUCUGGGGCUGCCUUUCAAGGCCCUGCAGGCCAGAAACACUGCUUCAUGCACUCUAUCGCGCCCCAGGACUCCACAGGCAAAAGUAGUCUGAUGGGUAGUCAAGCCCUCAGGGUCUCUUCUGGACUGCUGAAAACUCAACCCUCCUUGCAAGCUGCGCAGGACAGGUGGUCAUUCUCAGAGCAAAUUGCUGGAGGGAAGCUUCCCAGGAAAGCAGGAGAGUGGGAAAAAGCUUCCCUGGUGCAGUGUGUGCAGACAUUUUGCUGUCAGCUAGAAGAGCUGAUCUGCUGGUUGUAUAAUGUCACGGAUGUUGCUGAGCUCAGUACUCCAUCGAGGUCCAGUCUUACAGGCCUCAAGUCCUCUCUGCAGCUUUACCGGCAAUUUAAGAAAGAUGUGGAUGAACAUCAGUCCCUGACAGACAGUGUCUUGGAGAAGGGAGAGAUUCUUCUUCAGUGCCUGUUGGAUAAUACCCCAGUUUUAAAGGAUGUCCUUGAGAGGAUCGCAAAACAGUCUGGAGAGCUGGAGAACCAUGCAGAUCACCUCUAUGACUCUAUCUUAGCCUCUUUGGACAUGCUGGCUGGCUGCACCCUCAUCCCUGACAACAGGCCUACAGCAGCAAAAGAACACCCUCAUGAACAACUUUAAGUGUCACCCCGGGCAGAGUGGAUUAUCACCACCUAAGUUGGCCUUGGGAAGAAAACUCAAGAACCCCUUGUAAGGGCCAUUUAAUAGUUAAGGCAGGGGAGGAAAACUCAACUGUAACAUAUUUGCUUUACUUGCCUUCUCACUCUGAAGGCUUCUUGAGUUACAAUGAAUCCUUCCAAACAAAGGCUUUCCUUCUGGUGCUUCCCUACCAAAAAUAAGUGGCUUUAUAAUUUUUGGGGGUGGGUUUAUGUACCCCUUCUGUUUAAAAAAAUAGCAGAUAAAAUGUGUUGAGGCCAUUUACAGAAAGCUGCUCAAGAAAGAAGGUUCCAAGUACUUGGGAUUCUCAGGCAUACACAGGGAUGGUAUCUGAGAGAGUGAAAAAGUUAGUGGCCAAACCUGUGGAUCUUUUCCUAAACUGAAGUUGAGUUUUUUGAAGACCUAUUAGCCCUUAGUCUACAGUAGGUCAGUAGAACCUCUAGAGUCCUUUGGACAGCACUAGAUCAGUUAGUUGCCAUCUUUAGUGGUUAGUCUCUGCUUUCUUCAUUAACUAUUUCAUCAGAAGUUGGAGGUCUGCCAUCAUGUUCUGAAGUGCAAACUUUUGCUUAUCUCUGGGCCACUCAAUCCUCUUUCCCCUGGAAAACUAGUGAGAGGAAGGGAAUGGAACAGCCACACAGUCUGAUCUUUACAGAAAUUAAAGCAGCCUAUGGUGAUGAAAAAAGGGACAUUCUUUGUUGCUUGGGAGUUAAAAGUAGUGCCUUGUCAGGAAGAAAAUUCUAUGGAUCAGUUGCUCAAAAUACCAUUUACAGAUAUUGAAGGAAAGUGAUUGUAUGCUGGUUACCACAAAUUCCACAAAGUAUCAAAGAUAGGUUUUUCAGCUUAAGAACAGAAAAAAAUAAAGAUUUGCUAUUUAGAUAAGCAUGGUAUAAUCCUAGCAUUAAUCCUAGCAUUUGGGAUUAUAUCUUUGAGUUUGAGGCUAGCCUGGUUUAUAAUGAUUAGAGUUCCAGGCUGCCAGGGCUAGAUGAUGAGAAAUAUUAGCUGAUUGGUAAGUAUAUAUAAAAUACAUAAAAUAAAAGUAUUUUCACAUGCCUGCUGCUAUACAGUAUGACUUAAUGUAAUGUUUAUGAGCAUGAUCCAAAAUAAAGGAUUUUGGUUUGAUUUGGUUUUUAAAGACAGGGUUUCUCUGUGUAGCCCUGGCUGUCCUGAAACUCCCUCUGUAGACCAGGCUGGCCUCAAACUCAGAGAUCCACCUGCCACUGCAUCCUGAGUGCUGGGAUUAAAGAUAUGUGCCACGGGUGCCCAGUUCAAAUUAAAGUUUCCUGAUUCUGACAUCUCUAAGCUUAUUGUACACCGUGCAUAAUGUGCUUUCAAAAGGGAAAAAAAAUGCUUUUCUACCAAAUGAUUAACAGUUUUAUAUGUAAAAAAUCCUAUAAAACAGAGUUAGUUAAAAGUUAGUACAUCUUACCUCUUUGAUGUGGCUUUAAACUGCCUUCCCACCAGUAUGCUAGAGGAACCCUCAAGGAAUAAAACCCAUUUAAUAGGCAUGGAAGUCAGUUAACACAAAACCUGAACAUGGCAGAACCUUACAGAAAAGAGCUAGCCAGCUGCACCAACUGAAUGCAGAAUAGGGCACACAUGUUCUUCUUCAUGUGUAAUUACAAUCGCUUCAACUGACAAAUGUUUUGGAAUUCACUGUUUCCCAACUUGCUGAACAUGGUCUAUGCUUUUGUUCAUCCUCUUUGUAACAAAAAGAUACUCUUUUGUAACUAAAGAAUGCAAACUCUGACCUUGACUGUGAAUGCCAUUUAGGAAUACCAACACAAUUGUUCAUUACAUUUUCUGCCAUGUGUUAAGAAGUUUGAGUUGAAAUUGUCAUCAACCUAGGAUGACACCAGCAUUUCUAUGUGCAAAUGUGGCCAGGGUGGAUUCAAAUAGCCAUAUCAGAAUUUAUAAAUGGUCCCUUAAAGCUCGUUGAGUUCACAGUGAAGUAGCACUAUCACUAAACUCUGGCACAAAACAAGAGGUUUCAAACACAGGCUGUUUUGAAACUUAGAUGGAACCCAAAAGAAGCAUGAUGGUGACAGGUAUGCUGGAAUCGCCACUUAUAUGUCUGGGGAGACUUCAAGUGUGCACUGGAAAUCAGCAGUGAGCCUGGUGUCUAUUCGUUAGGGAUUCCCAGCCAUGGUCACUGAGUAGGAUGCUCUUCAUUAUGCAAGUUACUGUAUGGCAGUCAUUCUUCUUAAAAAAAAAUAUAUCAAGGGACAGUUUUCUAUUAUGUGAACAAAUUAGAACUCCCAAAACUCUUGAAAUGUUUUUACUUGAAAAAUAGGAUACUUUUCCCUCCAAAACUGCAAUUAAUUGGCACAUGCAUAAAAGGAAAUAGUGAAGUAUACUGAAAUGGUGUGGUAAGCCCUAAUCUUGCUGCUGGUGGGGAAAGAACACUAGAAUUUUACAAAGUCUGUAAAUAUGUUCAUAUUAAAAAUAAAUUCAUAUAAUGUUUUCCGCUAACAAAGAAUAAGCUGACAGCUUGAACGUUUGCUGUGUAAAUGUAAAGUACAUGGCAUCACUUCGUCUAUAUCAUUUAGUUAUGAUAGAAAAGUUUACAAACCAACAGCAACAAAAGGUAAAAAAAAAAAAAAAAGUUGACCCAUUACUGGUGACUUCAGGAAUUUCCAGUUGCCUUAUUUUAUAGAAGGAUGAAUAGACCCAACAAGCACAUCUAUAAUACAAAGUAAACUAUGAUUUUUAUUGUGAAAUUCUCAUAGAUGGAAAAUUAAAUUGAAUAUUUAUUCUGUCCAUUUUUCAUUUUACAAUUAUCUCACCACUUAUUUUUGUACCAUGUAUUUCAAUUGUCUGUUUAGUGAAAAAUAAAGAAACCUGUAAUUUUUGGCUUA
Messenger RNA from Meriones unguiculatus (Mongolian gerbil), 5917 nucleotides. It is a transcript of the gene Cep68, whose product is annotated as centrosomal protein 68. Bases 816 to 3026 code for a protein of 736 amino acids. The record is from RefSeq and is a predicted model, not a curated record. The transcript has 7 exons. NCBI's taxonomy places the organism in Eukaryota, Metazoa, Chordata, Mammalia, Rodentia, Muridae.